Seminavis robusta is the source of this 885-nucleotide messenger RNA. Lineage: Eukaryota; Bacillariophyta; Bacillariophyceae; Naviculales; Naviculaceae. The record is from the annotation of a GenBank genome assembly.
CUGAACUCGAAACUCAUCUUCGAGGCAUCGGCCGGGAAUGAAUCAGGGUAGCAACUAAACUCCAGGAACACAACCGAUAGUCACUCAGCAACUGAGCCAGCACACCAACAGAAAUCAGCAACUGAAUUGUCUAGCUAGCAGAGAGAUCCUUACCUUCGAUGCUCACAAAACUCGAUUUGAGAAAACAAAAACAAAAACGACAUCAAGCAAAAGAAACAGCAAUCAAACUCCUACAAACACCAUGAUGAACCUCAAGAGCGCAAUCAUCCUGAUUGCCAUCCAGGCUAUCUGCGUGUUGAGCAUCAGUGCUUUCACAGCAGUUUCAGUACCCCAGACAGGUUUGAAGUCGUCUUCAUCGUUGCAUGCUUAUGUUCCUGAUGGUUUAACUGCAGCAGAAUACCAGAAGAUCAAGGCACAAGACAGGAAGAACUUGGGAAAAGAUUUGGGAAGGCUAGGUCCUCGUGGCUUCAAGUCUCGAUCCAUGCAAGCAUGGCAAGAGGCAUUUGAAAGAGGUGAGGCAGGUCAUACUUUUGCUCCAUUUGGGUACAGAGCACAGCUCAAGAAGGGCGAGAUCAAGGACGAGGAUGUGCCCUACAUGGUCCGAGGAGGAUCUUGGGAUAAUGGUGAUGUCUUUGGAGCCAAGCGCCUUCCUUGGCUGAAGACGGAUAAGGAGUAUGCUCGAGGUGGAUACAAGAAAGAGCAGAGCGCCUCUAUUAUUGGAUCGGGGGCUGGCUUCAAUUGGACUGGCGAAAGGAACGAGGCGAUUGGUAAUGUGAAGAAGAUUGUGCCUGGUUUGAGUUGAACGCACAAACCUCCAAAGAAUGAGUACCUUGCUCGUUACAUGUAAGUAGAUCAAACGAUAAAAUGAAAUAGAAGAAGCAAUUG